CACGGCGAAAGGCGAGACAGACAGGCACACCGGCCGAAAGCGCGCACGACGUAAUCCUUUUGGAACUGCUGACUAGCGUGAAGGCGAUCUGGCGAUAAUGCUAGCGUGGUGUAAUGAUAAAUCCGUCUGGGCGGGACCGUGCCAAGCUGUGGCGGUGCAAGUCUAGGAAAAAAACUAUGCACCGCAGUGAAACGGACGAUUCGGACUGCUGACAAGUUAUGUUUUCGAAAAACAGAAGAAUGCUACUUGCGGGACGACUUUGCGUCGCAAUGCUGCUAGUGGCCGUGGCCGCGGCUGAAGAUAAGUGCCCCGUGGCUACAUGCGCCGAAAGGAGUUGGCCGAACGGUCGGCCACAGCCUCAAGUGUCGGCGCGCUUGUAUGGCCCUGGCCUCCGAGGAAACUUCAACCUUCCAGCCAGAUACUUUUUUGUACACCUCGUUGACGCUAGUGGCAACAACUUUACGGUAGCAUCCUCGACGAACCUUACUGUGAGUAUCACGGGAACCAACGGCCACUGCAGCAUUUGGACCCAGGUCCUGAGUCGAGGAGAUGGGCUUUUCAUUGUUCGCUACAAGCUCUUUAAAAGUUGCCCUGAGGCACAAGUGGAGGUCAGCUUCAAUGGAUCUCCCCUCAUGGAAUCGCCGGUUGUGGUUAAAGGACCCCUCCACCAUGAUGCUUGCAGUUGUCCUGCUCCUUUUAACAAGUGGCUUUUGCAGACAAAAUGUCCAACAGUGGAUCCUCAAAUCCUUAGGGAUCUGGCAUGGUUUGAAGAGAUAGACAUGAAGAAAAUGCUUCGUGAAGCCCUUCGACGAUUUGAUCAUCCUGGUUCUGUUAGCUUCUGCCAUUAUGCUGUUAUUAAAAACAAGGUCUACCGAAAAUGCUAUGGACAGCAUGUUGGGUUCAACAUGUUCAUGGACCAGAUACUGUUGUCUCUUGCUAGAAAGGUGCUUCUUCCGGACGUUGAAAUGCUUGUGAACCUUGGUGACUGGCCACUUGAGCAGAAGAGUCACACUGGAGUCCGCAUUCCUUUCUUUUCAUGGUGUGGCUCUAAAAGCAGCACUGAUAUUGUAAUGCCCACAUAUGACAUAACAGAAUCAUCUCUUGAAAUGAUGGGCAGGGUGACUCUAGAUCUUCUUUCUGUGCAAGGGAACAGUGGGCCAGCUUGGAAAGAGAAGCGUCCAUGUGGGUUCUGGCGAGGUCGUGACAGCUGCCCUGAACGCCUUGACCUUGUGGCUCUCUCACGUCGUCACCCGGAUCUAUUAAAUGCUUCCCUCACAAAUUUUUUCUUUUUUCGAGACAAGAUGGAUGUAUAUGGUCCCCAAACCAGCCACGUCUCCUUUUUUGAUUUCUUUAAGUACAAGUACCAAAUCAACGUGGACGGCACCGUGGCUGCUUACCGGCUUCCUUACCUUCUGGCUGGGUCUGGUUUGGUGCUGAAGCAAGAUUCUGAGUAUUAUGAGCAUUUCUACUCGCAUCUCACUCCCAUGGUGCACUAUGUGCCAUUUCAACGCAACCUUUCGGACCUAAUUGACAAGCUAACUUGGGCACGUGACCAUGAUGAGGUUGCACAUGGCAUUGUCAAGGAAGCCCAACAGUUUGCAUUGGAUCACCUCUUACCACACCAUGUGUUCUGUUACCAUGCACAGCUUUUCCAAGAAUACUCCCUCAAGCUAAAUCGACGUGCCAAAGUUGCUGAAGGCAUGGAAGAAGUGCCUCAACCUCAUAAUAAGCAGCCAUGUGACUGUGGAGAGCAGCAGAGGGAACAUGAUGAGUUAUAGCCGAAGAUACUCCAUAUACUGAAAGUAACAGCAUUUAUCCAAAAGGUGGAAUCGUAUUUUGCUACAUAUGGCACAAAAAUGAAUGUACAAAUUCCGUGUGCAUGGCAUGCACAUGGAACAUGCAAAUAGGUGUGAUUCGAAGAUAUGCUUAAAAGGAGUACUGACACGUUUUCAAACUCAUAGAAAUACUACUACAUGCUUCUUGUACAUAAAAAAUGACAGCAUAUAUGAAAGUUGGAAAAUAUUUUAAGACAUAUUAAUUUGGUACUUAAGUUUGUCUCAAAAGGUCAGACCUGGUGUCAUCAACAUCAUGACACAAAGCAAAAUUAGCUGACCUUGUGUAGCAGUUAGGUAUUCUGAUGUUUCUCAUGAAACAAUAAACAAGAGUGCUGUGCUUAUUUCUCCUGGCUGUGGUUGCAUGUGGCAACUGCAGCGAUUGCAAAAACAUAGCAAGCUAGUGCAUUCACCUAUUGAAACUGCUUUAAAACUUGUUCACAAGUGUCGUAGUAAUUUAUCAAGGGCACUCUGAUGCUUGCCUGUGUUUUUUCGAGAGUUUGAGGGCUUGGCCCUUCAUUUAGUGGACAAGUAAAAAAAUGUCAGUACUCCUUUAUUAGAGCUCUUAUGUGGACAAUUCCACGAGUAUUAUCAUCUGCAGCAAGAGCUGUCUUCACUUUGUAAAGCUUGUGUGUAGUAUAGGCGGUUUUCUUCGAGAAUACUCGGUGACUUUGGAUGCCAAAUGUAUUUCAGCCAUGCGAGUAGAAUGGCUUCAAGCAUAACUAGUGGCAUUUGGCUAGAUGUCUUGGUACUUAAAUGGAACCAAUAUUUUGUUUAUGGUGCAGGCUUGCAAACCUUAGCAUUUGUUAAUCACCCAUGUGUCAUGUGUUUCUUACUUCACUGCGUACUUCAAAUAUGAAGUCUUCAGUGAGAGGGAAGUUAAAAUGGCACCAUUUAACAAUGAUGUUGCUUAUUUGCUUAUUCUGAAAUGCACAUUUUGCCUUGACUACGUGUUCCGAAACAUGCUUACAAAGUAUAUUGAUGCACUGGUGUUAUAAGUACCACAAAUUAUUGACACUGCUAGUAAAGCUAUUCUCUCUCUCUCUCCUCCCCUGUCUUUCUCUGAAGUUUUUAUAAUAUUGCAGGCGUUCUAUUGCCAUAGGUCGGAACUGCUAAGAUUAAGGACAGUGCUUCACAAAAAUUUUCGUCUGCAUGAGACAGACAGAAGCACCUGCUGCUAUGUCUGUGCAGCUAUCUAUUCAUGUUGUCGUUUGGUUUCAUUACACUGUAAGUUGACAAACAAAUUGUGUUUAUGUGCCUGACAAACUAUCUGCUCCAAUUUGCGCAUGUCGUCAGUGUAAGCGCUUGUCAUGUAUACUUGUGAUAAGUGUAAAACACUUGUCACCAGUACUAUACAUUAAUUGCAAGUAUGCAAAAGGCAAUUGAGAGGCCUGUCUAAAGCAAGCUCCCUGCCCUAAGCUCCACAUUAUUUUUGGGCCCUUAAUAUUUCUGGUCACAAUGAGGAUGCUGACCUUGCAAAUUAAUUCCUAUGCAUUUUAAGCACACUGCAUCAUUACUGCUCAAAACAGCUAUGCUAGCUUUACUGUAUUCAUUUAAGCAAACUUUGUUUCAAGAGUUGGAGUAGUAUAUUUAGCUAGAUUUUGUGAUUUUCAGAUAAAAAGUAACAUAUUUGCCAGAAAAUUUCUUGCAGAUAUGAUUAAACCUCAAGAGCUGAUGGAAUAUGGCUGAUGUGUGAUAGAGAAGGCAGAAGGAGAGAAUACAUUGAGCUGUUGCUGCAUGCUUUUACCUGCUCUGUCAGCUAUUCCUUGCACCAACAUAUACCAGUAGCCCAUGGCAGGACAUCUGUGCCAUAGAGCAGCAAUAAUGUUUCUUUAGCGUUCUAUUGGUUAUGAGUGAGAUUCUUGAUUACAUUGAGGCACCAGUAUACUUUCAUCAGUAUUUCUCUUAUAGCAUUGAUGAUAUGUACAGGGUGUCCUAACUAGUAUGCGGCAAGUUUACAAAAACACUGAGCACUCUCUACAGCUUAAACCCCAUGUACAAAAUUAGGGGCAAUAUGAAGAAGCUUAAAGUAUUUAUGUCUAUUUAAUUAGAUAUCGUGUAUUUGCACAGUAAAAAGUUACAUUCUUGACUCUCUGUUUGACGAGGGUUGGUCUACUUACUGUCACUAAUGUGACACUAUCGAUAAUGAUUAAUUUGCUAACCUCACGAACGCUUACGUCUUGGCCCGUAUCAUAAAACAAGAAAUUUAGAUUGCCUUUCAAAAGAUCGGAUCCAUUUAUUUGCAGCAUGCUAUCAUUUUUGUAGCUCUUUUUUCCACAUUCUAUUUCUGCAUUAGCUCAUUCGUGUCAACAUGUUUGAGAAUAGCAAUGCUGCACCCAGACAAUUCGUGCAGCACCCAGGGCUCCGAGUGGCACAAUCCACCCAUUAACAUGGCUGGGCAGGCCUCUAAAAUAGGAUGUGUUGCCUCUAUUGGCGAUGGUCACUGCAUUCGUGCUAGCAACUGUUUCAAUGUGAACGGCAAAUUAAGAGGUGUGAACCAAAAUUUGUAGUAGCUUGGGUUUUGUUUUGCAUACUCAUGUCUAUAGUAAACUAUUGAACACAUAUCAUUCUAGGUAAGAAGCAAAACCAUUUAUCAUGAAUUCAGCAGCCACAACAAGAUAAACAUGCCAUCGCAUCUAUGAGACCACAGUGUCUGGCAUUGGGUAUGCUGUGUUCAUCUAUAAUGCCUGCGAAAGCAGUACUGCUGAGGCACACGAGCGAGCUAUGUUAAAAUUACUUUGUAUGUAGGCCUUUAUUUUUAAUACUGAAAAGCAGUUACAGAAAACAUAGCAUGCUGCAAAUAAUUGCAUAUAGUGUUUCUCAAAGGAUACCCAAGUGUUCUGUAUCGAUAGAUAGGUCAGUAAAUUAUUAUUCUGAGAAUUACCUAGAUAACCAUUAAGUAAUCUAAACGUAAGGUACUGGUGGCUUCUCCACAAAAGCUAAUAACAGGUGGGUUCACCAGUGUAAUAAGCAUCGAUCAAUCUGUCUCUCUUUAAUGUGGUGUAUAUUGGUUGGGGCAUUCUAUAGACGACACUUUAAAGCUAGCAGUCUGUGCACCAGGGGCCGCCACAGGCAUGCCGCCACUGAAUGCCUUCUGAAUCAAGAGCAAGCCUGCAUCAGCCACCACCCAUCUUUCCAGCAACAUUCCAACGAGAGGCCAGGAAUCGCUUAGCAUUAUUUAAUUAAAAUGUGAAAGGGCAUAGGGAAGACAUGCUCUGCUGUGAACUGCAAAAACUGCGACAGAGACUUUAAUGUGUGGUAUGAGACUGUGUGCGAGUUUCAUCCGCCUCCGCUGCACAAGGAAUGACUAUAUUUAGGGCCCUUCAUCAUGUAUGCCUUUCCACAAGGUGAGCACAACAAGCUUUACCACCAGUGCUGGAUAGCUAUUUGUUGGCAAUGAGUGGCAAGCGAUUCCUGGCAAUGACUGUCAGGCUAACACCAUCUGCAGCAGCAUCUGUCGCAAAAUAUUGCAACAUCUUAAACUUCAAUAAGCACGCAAAUCAGCACUACAUCCUCCUCACACAAGCACAACUGACAUACUCAAAGAACUUAACUUUCCACAACAGGAAAGUCAAGCAUGGAAUAGGUGGGCACCGUGAUUUUUCUGCGCUGAGAACCAAACAGCAGAAGAGCAAUUGCUCUGCCACAUGCAACAUUUUUUUUCCACAUUGUGUGCAUACAUUUUAGUCUGUGCUCUAAGAAACCAUUCCCAAGUUGUCUGAUCAGAACUAGCAACAAGAAUUGCUUGGUAAAAGCAGGUCGCCAACAGGCUUUUGUGUGCGUAAAUAAAUCUAUUGCAGAGCCAUAUUGUUGCACUGUCAACGACUACAACAGGUGCAUGGCUGUAACAGCCUUGCAAAUCUAUUGCUGCAAAGACUAGAAUAUAAAGGAUUAAAGCAAACAUCAGGCUGCUACAUUCGUCGCCUUCAGCUGGUAAGCAUACACACUAUUAAGAUUGUAGCGCAGACAGAAUAGAUAAAUUAAAGGUAUAAUUGCACUGCCUCUGCAGCUUAGGUAAAGCUUUAUGUUGUCUACCCUAUUGCUGCUCACCAAGCUGGCCGAAAUAGCGAUUGUCUGAGCUGUGCCUGUGGUCGUGGUGCCCAUUGUAAACAAGUGAGCAAACACUGAUCAGAAGGUGCUCAAUGGCGGGUGCUGUCUCUUGUGAGCCAAUAUGGCAGUGCCCAUCGAUAUGCCGCUGUAAAAAGUUUGUAUGAUGAUUCCUCCAUUUAUCAUUGUUUGUCAAAGAUAUCAAUUUUUUUUAUGUGUUAAGCUGCUGGGUACAUGUUUCUCAGACUUUUCUGUGUUCUCUGAAGUCACCUGUGUAGUAAUUGCUUCCAUAGUGAUAUUUUCUAAAGCUUCCAAAGUAUUUGGGUACUUUUAUUCGUGCUGAUAACUCAGUAUUAUGCACCCUACUUCCCUCUGGCAUCAUAAAGGUACUGUGAUACAGCAUAUUUGCUUGCUAUUUUAUUGUAAUAGCAUGAUCUGUGAUUAUGGUGUUGGGGCAUUUGUUUCUUCAGCGCAUGAUGUGUUCCUGUUUGUAGUGUCUUCUUCUGUGACACAAGAAAAAGCUUUCUCUAUAGAACUGUUUUCAAUAAAUUGUUCAAUGUUGCUGGCUGA
Messenger RNA from Dermacentor albipictus, 6449 nucleotides. RefSeq names its product protein O-glucosyltransferase 2-like. Lineage: Eukaryota; Metazoa; Arthropoda; Arachnida; Ixodida; Ixodidae. Gene Ontology annotation, molecular function: protein binding; glucosyltransferase activity. Gene Ontology annotation, cellular component: endomembrane system. The record is from RefSeq and is a predicted model, not a curated record.